This is a messenger RNA of Hirsutella rhossiliensis, 2286 nucleotides long. Its product is annotated as endonuclease-reverse transcriptase domain-containing protein. The transcript has 13 exons. NCBI's taxonomy places the organism in Eukaryota, Fungi, Ascomycota, Sordariomycetes, Hypocreales, Ophiocordycipitaceae. Bases 1 to 2286 code for a protein of 761 amino acids. Gene Ontology annotation, molecular function: catalytic activity. The record is from RefSeq and is a predicted model, not a curated record.
AUGGCGAGACCGGCAAGGCGAUGCUCAGAGGUGCUGGAGGUGUUGGGGAGAAUGGGAGGUGAAAUGGGAAGAUUGAAGGAUGCGAUACACGAACAGAGCGACACCAUCCGUGCCCAGGAGAGCCUGAUCCGAGAGCUCCAGUCUCAAGUCAAGGAAUCACGCAGAGAGUCUGAUCGCGAGAACAAGGAGUUGCGAGAGGAACUCCAAAAUACGAAGAAGGACCUGAGACAGAUUCGGGAGCAGCUUGAAGCGUUCAAUGCCGCAACGAACUCGGAGAGGAACAGCCCUCAAGCCUCGUAUGCGGACGUUGCCCGAAUAACGCCGUCGAAUAUAUCAACGAACCUGAGCAGCCCAUCAACGCGCAUGACACCAUCGUCGUUCAGCGACACGCUCUAUUGCACAAUCGACCUAUCACGAGUCGAAGAUCAGAACAGAGGCAGAGCGCAGGUGGGAGAAAUCCGGCAAGCCGUCGAGGCCGAGAUGAGGGCGAAGGAGGGUCAUGAAGGGUGGCGAUGCGCGGCAGUCGUGAAAGACGCGCGGAACGCAGAACGUGUUAAGAUCAUGUGCAGGAAUGAAACAGAACUUCAGAGAGUCAAAGACGCUGCGCAGAAGACGGCGGUCAUAGGAGCGCGGGUCAUGAGGGAUCAACUCUACCCAGUCAAGGUCGACAAUGCCAAUCGCACGGCAGUGUUGGACGCAGAAGGCUACGUCUUGACGGGUGCAGCCGAGGCACUUGGCGUGGAGAACAACGUCACCAUUGCCAAGAUUUCGUGGUUGAGCAAUAAAGAGAUAGGAAAAGCAAAUCGGUCACAAGGCCUUCUCAUGGAGUGCAUUGCGGCGGAGCCAAAGUGCGUGCCCUGCGGAGGACCGCACGAAAAGCUAGGUAUCUUCCAGCUUAACGUACGCAAGCGAGACACGGUACAGCUCAGUGUUAUGAACGACGAGGAAUUGAAGGACUGCGCGGUGCUGGCGAUUGCAGAGCCCUACGCGCGCAAGAAGGACGGGAUGAUCGUGACGGCCCCGAUGGGCCAUAGCAGUUGGUCAAGGAUACUUCCGACGCAGACCAACGAGGCGGGAUGGCCGGUCAGGAGCAUGCUUUGGAUACGGAAGGACAUCGACUCGGAGCAGGUCCCGAUACCGUCGUCAGACCUGACAGCGGCUGUGCUGCAUCUGCCAGAUAGAGAUGUCUUGGUGAUGUCGGUGUAUGUACAAGGGAAGGACGAGGAGGCCCUGAUUCUCACAACGACGGAACUGGGCGGUCUAAUCACCCGUUUCCGUAACGGCACUGGCAAGCGAACCGAUGUGGUGUUGGCAGGGGACUUCAAUCGGCACGACCUACUCUGGGAGGCGAUUGUCCUGCUCCCCCGCGGCACGAAGACUUGGCAGGGUCCAGAUAAGGAAAGCACGAUUGAUCUGAUGUUGGUGUCGACGGAACUGGCGGACGACAUGGUGAAAUGCGCCAUUCACCCAGCGGAAUAUGGAUCGGACCACCGGGCCAUUCAUACAGCCUUUGACAUCGACCUACCAGAAAGAGACCUCACACCGAGGCUUCUACUUAGGAACGCGCCCUGGACAGCAAUCAGGAACAGGACCGACCGCUUCAUGGAAGUAGUGCUUAAACUGACCAUGGAGGAGAUUGAAAGGAAAGUCAUGACAGCCAAACCCUGGAAGGCGCCUGGAGACGACGGCCUGCCAGCCAUGCAAUGGCGAAUGGCAAAGAUCAUCCCACUGAAGAAGCCGGGAAAAGAUGAUUACACUGCGGCGAGGGCCUGGCGACCAAUAUCGUUGCUGUCGACACUGGGCAAGAUCCUGGAGGCGGUGAUGGCCGAGCGGAUUUCCUUUGCGGUGGAAACGUUUGGGCUGUUGCCAACUAACCACUUUGGAGCCAGGAAGAGGCGUUCCGCGGAGCAGGCUCUCGUGCUCCUGCAAGAGAAAAUCUACAAAGCAUGGCGAAUGGGCAAGGUGCUUAGUCUUGUGAACUUCGACGUCAAGGGUGCUUAUAACGGAGUGUUCAAGGAUAGGCUUCUACAACGGCUCGCAGCGAGGGGUUUGCCCCGCGAGCUGGUCAGCACCUCCGGAGGAUCAAUCGCAUUCGUGGACGAUUACUCGGCUUGGGUCACAGGAAGAACGAUCUGGCCACAGGAAAACGCCAAGGUGCUGGGAGUGGUCAUGGAUGCAAAACUACGAUAUAAGGAGCAUAUGUUGUUCACGGCUGCGGUUGCGCCUGCUAUGGAUUAUGCCUCCACUAUGUCGCGGAAGCAGAGGCAAGCAUUCGGCCGGUGGUAA